Molecule: messenger RNA, 708 nt
Organism: Brassica napus (rape)
Lineage: Eukaryota; Viridiplantae; Streptophyta; Magnoliopsida; Brassicales; Brassicaceae
Product: E3 ubiquitin-protein ligase CIP8
Exons: 1
Coding region: 1-708 (235 amino acids)
Biological process (GO): protein ubiquitination
Cellular component (GO): cytoplasm
Molecular function (GO): ubiquitin protein ligase activity
Source: RefSeq, a predicted model, not a curated record
AUGUCCGACGCUCAGGAGUCAUACUGGUGCUACCGCUGCUUCAAACAUGUAGCCGUUAGAACCUUAGACGACGAGGUCCUGUGCUGCGAAUGCAACAACGGUUUCGUCGGGUUAAUCCAGGCGAUUCCCGCCGCUCAUUCAACUGAGAUUGAAGUGCAGUCGUACGGGCUCCAUCAGCGAAGAGAAAGUAACCUAGAGAGAGUAAUCAACCGCUUAUCGUCUAGGCACGAAGCUUCGCCUCCAAAUACAUUGGAACGAGUCGCCGGUAGUAUUGGAGGAAGGAGAGGAGCACCACCAGCUGCGAAGUCAGCGGUUGAGGCGUUAGAGACUUUUGAGGUUGGUUCUACUUCUUCUGAGGAAGGAGAGAGGACGGCUGUGAUGUGUGCUGUGUGUAAAGAUGCCAUGGUGAUGGGUGAAAUAGGGAAGAAGCUUCCAUGUGGACAUUUUUACCAUGAUAAUUGUAUUUUGCCAUGGUUAGAGAAAAGAAACUCGUGUCCUGUUUGUAGGUUCCAGCUUCCGACUAAUGAUCCCCGGUAUGAGAGAAAGAGAGCAAGAGAAGAACCACAUUUGACUGUUUCUGCUGGUGCUUAUUCUUCUUCUUUGAUGAGUGAAAGAGAAGAAAAUAGCAACCAUCAUGUUUUUGAGACGAGAAGGCGAACACCUAGGAAGAGAAGACCAAACAGAUAUACGGGUCAUUUUGCUCAUUGA